GCGUGUCGUCGGUGCACGCGUUCAGAGCGCACUCGGAGCGGACUGCGAUGUGUCGGACUGGGAUGUGAGAGAGCCUGAGGAUCUGAUCAUGGGUCAUCACCAGCAGCGGCAGCAGCAGCUUCGUCCUUCGCAGGGACGGAUUUGGAGAAGGCACUGAGUCAAAGCCUGCGUUCUUAUCCGUCUGAGGGAACUUAUUUGAUGUUAAACCGUGUGGAAUGGAGGUCCAAACUUUCGUUCUGCUCGUCCUCGGCGGGAACAUUUUCACCAGGGCCAUGCUGAGUGACAUCGGGGACUAUGUAGGUACAGACAUUGAAAUAUCCUGGUUACCUAAUCUCGAUGAUUUAAUGAAGGGUUAUGCCAGAAAUUUUCGCCCUGGGAUAGGAGGACCGCCAGUCAACGUGGCCAUGGCUAUUGAAGUGGCUAGUAUUGACCACAUCUCCGAAGCCAACAUGGAGUACACUAUGACGGUGUUCCUGCGGCAGAGCUGGCACGAUGACCGCCUGUCCUACAACCACACUAACAAGACACUGGGCCUGGAUAGCCGCUUUGUGGAUAAACUCUGGCUGCCCGACACCUUCAUCGUUAAUGCCAAAUCUGCUUGGUUUCAUGACGUUACUGUAGAGAACAAGUUGAUCCGCCUACAGCCCAACGGAGUCAUUCUGUACAGCAGCCGAAUCACUUCGACGGUGGCGUGUGAUAUGGACCUAACCAAAUACCCUAUGGAUGAACAGGAGUGUAUGCUGGACCUGGAAAGCUAUGGUUACUCAUCAGAGGACAUCGUGUAUCACUGGUCAGACAGUCAGAGACACAUUCACGGUCUGGACAAGUUGGAGCUGUCCCAGUUCACCAUCACAGAUUAUCGAUUUGUCACUGAGAUAAUGAACUUUAAAUCUGCGGGGCGUUUUCCAAGACUAAGCCUUCGCUUUCAGCUGAGACGUAAUCGAGGAGUCUACAUCAUCCAGUCGUACAUGCCUUCAAUAUUACUAGUCGCAAUGUCCUGGGUGUCCUUUUGGAUCAGCCAGUCAGCAGUCCCUGCUCGUGUAUCCCUGGGGAUCACUACUGUACUCACCAUGACCACGCUGAUGGUGAGCGCCCGCUCCUCACUGCCCCGGGCGUCGGCUAUCAAGGCGUUAGACGUCUACUUCUGGAUCUGUUACGUGUUUGUGUUUGCAGCACUCAUUGAGUACGCCUUUGCUCAUUACAACGCUGACUACCGCCUCAAAGAGAAGGCCAAGGUGAAGGCUAACAAGCUCACAACCGAGUCCAUAGUGAAGAACGGCAAACAGGCCAUGGUUCUGUUUUCUCUGUCUGUCGCCGGUAUGAACCAGGGUGUGGUGAUUUCCAACCGCCAUGAUCGGGCUCAGCGUUCCAGCAGUGAGAUUCCCAGGGAGGGCCACGCUGAGGAGGUGGAGCCAAGGAGAGAACAUCUCAGCAUGGAGGAGAGCGAGGAGGAGAGGAAAUGCUGCUCUAAGUGCGUCUGCAAGCCCAUUGAUGCUGACACCAUUGACAUCUACGCCAGGGCAGUGUUUCCUUUCAUCGCUGUGGUGAAUGUGAUCUACUGGGUGGCAUACACCAUGUGA
Molecule: messenger RNA, 1580 nt
Organism: Thalassophryne amazonica
Lineage: Eukaryota; Metazoa; Chordata; Actinopteri; Batrachoidiformes; Batrachoididae
Gene: gabrd
Product: gamma-aminobutyric acid type A receptor subunit delta
Biological process (GO): signal transduction; nervous system process; regulation of membrane potential
Cellular component (GO): membrane; neuron projection; synapse
Molecular function (GO): neurotransmitter receptor activity; extracellular ligand-gated monoatomic ion channel activity; GABA-A receptor activity
Source: RefSeq, a predicted model, not a curated record